GGACCGUGCACACACGCAACCAAAAUCACGCCUUCCACCCACGCACUCCAACCCACGCAUCCCAGCCCACGCAUCCCCACCCACGCAACCCAACACACGCCUCCCACCCACGCCUCCCACCCACGCCACCCACCCACGCCACCCACCCACGCCACCAACCCACGCCACCCACCCACGCAACCCAACCCACGCCUCCACCCACGCAUCCCAACCCACGCAACCCAACACACGCCUCCCACCCACGCCACCCACCCACGCCACCCACCCACGCCACCCACCCACGCCACCAACCCACGCCACCAACCCACGCCACCAACCCACGCCACCCACCCACGUCACCCACCCACGCCACCCACCCACGCAACCUCACCCACGCAACCUCACCCACGCAUCCCACCUACGCAUCCCAACCCACGCCACCCACGCCACCCACCCACGCAUCCCACCUACGCCUCACACCGACACAUCCCAACCCACGCAACCCAACCCACGCAUUCUGCCCGCGCUUUCCAACCCACGAUCUUUAA
This is a messenger RNA of Coccinella septempunctata (seven-spotted ladybird), 527 nucleotides long. Its product is annotated as extensin-like. The annotation marks the transcript as partial. The record is from RefSeq and is a predicted model, not a curated record. The transcript has 2 exons. Lineage: Eukaryota; Metazoa; Arthropoda; Insecta; Coleoptera; Coccinellidae.